Messenger RNA from Drosophila grimshawi, 459 nucleotides. Its product is annotated as U6 snRNA-associated Sm-like protein LSm2. Bases 45 to 332 code for a protein of 95 amino acids. Lineage: Eukaryota; Metazoa; Arthropoda; Insecta; Diptera; Drosophilidae. Gene Ontology annotation, cellular component: P-body; U4/U6 x U5 tri-snRNP complex; catalytic step 2 spliceosome. The record is from RefSeq and is a predicted model, not a curated record. Gene Ontology annotation, biological process: mRNA splicing, via spliceosome. Gene Ontology annotation, molecular function: RNA binding. The transcript is spliced from 3 exons.
GAGCCAGUAGCGUUGAUAAACAAUAUAAAACAAUUAAAUUUGCGAUGCUCUUCUAUUCGUUCUUCAAAUCGCUGGUGGGCAAAGAAGUCGUGGUCGAGUUGAAAAAUGACCUGAGCAUUUGCGGCACUUUGCACUCCGUGGAUCAGUAUCUCAACAUCAAGCUGACAGACAUCAGCGUGACAGACCCGGACAAAUAUCCGCACAUGCUGAGCGUGAAAAACUGCUUCAUCCGCGGCUCCGUUGUGCGCUAUGUGCAAUUGCCCGGGGAUGAGGUGGACACACAGCUGCUGCAGGAUGCGGCACGCAAGGAGGCUGUGGUGAGCACGAGAUAGGUGUCGCAGUAUCUGCUACACAUUCUAUUUAUAAGCUGAAUUCCCACUUGUACGAAACUCCUCACUUUUUGACCUAUAUCUAAGUGAAAUUCUGUUAAAGCCAAACAAAUUUGAUUGAAAAUACGAA